CGGCCGGCUUGUUCUUAUGAACGUCCUCAAAAUUCUGCGCCGACCAAAUUUCUUUCGUCGAAUUCAGGCAAGAACAAGCAAAGCACGGUGUCUAACCACGAACUCCGACUCAAGCACACAAACUCAAUACAGGACUCUUCUCCUACGCGAUGUCCCAACCCUCAGUGUACUCAACGAGGUGCUUGAUAGGAACCACGUUGGACCAAUAGAGCGCAUCCAAUAUGACUCCAAAGGUCUGCGAGCCUUCUUGUCUUUCUUAGACCAAGAAACCGCCGAAAAAUUCGCCAUCAAGGUUAAGAAGAGCAAACACAACGUGGACCCCAUCUUUUAUACUGGAGUACAACGCCACCCAGGUGUGGAAAUUGUCGCAGCCAUUGGGUUGCGUAAAGCAUCGAGAUGUAUUGCUGUCAAUCUUCCUGAAGGUGUGACAGAAGAGUCGUUCAAACGGGACAUGUCACGGUUCGGGGAGAUACAGAAGGCGGCGGUGAAAACCAAGAAGAAUGACAUCCAGAAGGACAGACGGUUCGGAAUCAUGUAUACGGCUGGGCAAGUACAUUUUUACAGUAUCGAAUCUGCGCUGAGAGCUGUCGACACCAUUCACAAGGAACGAGGAAAAGCGAGAUUUAUAGUUGAGGAAUGCGACUUGCAUCUUUCUAACAUGUAUCGCGAGUUCGGAAGAGCCAAACUGGAACACCGUCAGCUCCCCGAACAGCUUCGUUCAGUGUAUCUCCAUAAAAACGAAGGACUUCGCGGACCAAUACACCGCCAACUCAUGACAUUGAUUCAAAAGGCUUCGUUACCAGCACGCGGGGAAGUGAUUCAAAGAGUAGAGAGGAAGGAUUCAGGAACGGGAUUGCUUAUAGUUUUUAUCCAUCCUGAGGAUGCUCUUCUUUUCUGGAAUACGUGUAACUCAGAAGGCCCAAGAUCAGGGUUCACAAAUGCGACCCUAACAGUCACGACCCCGGAGACGGCAAUAUUCCACGUCGCUCGUGCAGUUGCCAUGGGUGCUACUAGAACUUUGGGUAUCUACAACAUCCACAAUUGGAACAGUCUAUCUGUCAGGGAUAUUCACCGCGACUUUUCGGAGUUUGGACCCGUAUUUGAAGUCAGGCUUUCAAAAACCCAAGAGUGCGCCUUUGUCAAGUUUGCCUACAUCUCAAGCUCUAUGAAGGCUAUUGACCAUGUUUCCUCCCACGAUGGUGUUUUCAAGGAACCUUACGCCGGGACUGCAAUUGGCUUUGCUUCAGAUGCAGUCUUAGGCAAUCCUCCGAUAGCACUAAAACGUCUUCGUAUCCGCUCCGCCAAUGAUUCGCUUGCCUUUUGA
This is a messenger RNA of Marasmius oreades (fairy-ring Marasmius), 1324 nucleotides long. RefSeq lists its product as uncharacterized. NCBI's taxonomy places the organism in Eukaryota, Fungi, Basidiomycota, Agaricomycetes, Agaricales, Marasmiaceae. The transcript is spliced from 4 exons. Gene Ontology annotation, molecular function: RNA binding. The coding region runs from base 17 to 1324 and encodes 435 amino acids. The record is from RefSeq and is a predicted model, not a curated record.